UGCCGUCGUCAUGUCCUGUUUACUCCAUUUUGUUUCUGCUAAUAAUUUGGUAGGUGUCAGUGUGCUGAUUGCGGAAAAGGCUGCUAAAUAAAUCAUGGGGAGAAAAAAGAAGAAGCAGAUGAAGCCCUGGUGUUGGUACUGUAACAGGGAUUUUGAUGAUGAAAAGAUUCUCAUUCAACACCAGAAGGCCAAGCACUUUAAGUGUCACAUAUGUCACAAGAAGUUAUACACAGGUCCUGGUCUGGCCAUCCACUGUAUGCAGGUUCACAAAGAAACUAUUGAUGGUGUACCUAAUGCAAUACCUGGAAGGACUGACAUAGAACUGGAGAUCUAUGGAAUGGAGGGUAUUCCAGAGAAAGACAUGGAGGAGAGACGACGUGUACUUGAACAAAAAACACAGGAAAAUCAGAAGAAAAGACAGAAUCAAGAUGACUCUGAUGAAGAUGAUGAGGACGAAGAGGCUGGACCCUCCUUCCAACAGCCAGCAUCAACCGUACAGCCUCAGGCAGCCUACGCCCCCAUGACUCAGCCAGGAAUGGCCCCUGUCCCUGCUCCAGGGAUGCCACACGGAAGCUACUCGGGAAUGCCCCCAAUGAUGCCUGGUGUUCCCCCAAUGAUGCCAGGGAUGCCCCCUGUCAUGCCAGGGAUGCCUCCAGGCAUGAUGCCAAUGAGUGGCAUGAUGCCACCUACACAUGGAAUGCCCCCAAUGAUGCCAGGCAUGCCACCAGGAAUUCCUCCUCCAAUGGGCCAUCACCCUGGCAUACCCCACAUGGCUCAGGCUCCUCCUACUACCACCCGGCCAGCUAUGCCUGCCACCACAGUGUCCACGCCACAGCCAAGUGUAUCCAAGCCACUGUUUCCCAGUGCAGGACAGAUGGGCACUCGAGCUCCAAGCACAAGCUCAGCCUCCUCCAGUCUGGACACUUUGUCAGCAUCCUCUAAACCGCUGUCCCAAGUCCAGCAGGCUGGUUCUGGUGUUGCAGUAAGCGCUUCUGCACCUCCUUCUGCUGCGCCUAAACCCACAUUCCCAGCCUACACCCAGUCCUCCACCACUGCUGCUGCCAACACGAGCAGCACUGUGGCCAAACCAGGCACCCCAGUCACAAGUAAGCCCGCCACCCUCACCACUACCAGUGCAACCAGUAAGUUGAUCCACCCUGAUGAAGACAUAUCACUGGAGGAGUUGCGAGCACAGCUGCCUCGCUACCAGUGUAAAAUCCCUAGUGCGGGACAGGCCCACAUAUCUUCCCCACCAGUCGCAGCAAUGGGAGGCGUGUUGCCCCCUCAGCAGGGCAUUCCUGCGCAGCAGCCGGGUGUUAGGCAUCCCAUGCAAGGGCCAUAUGGUGCUCCACCUCAAGCAGUGCCUGGGUACGUCCCGGGUGGGAUGCCACCAUAUGGGCAAGCCCCACCCAUGGUUCCUCCUUACCAGGCCGCUCCCCCUCGGCCUGCCAUUGGCAUGAGACCUCCAGUAAUGUCUCCUGGAGGCCGAUAUUGAAGCGUCUUCACUGGUCUUCAUUAGGUUUGGUGAUUCAACCAUUUUACCAUCUAGUGGCGUUCUUUACAAUCCAGAUCAGUAACCGUAACCCUUCUUGCAAUGAGGGGAUGGAGUAAUCAAACUGUGUAACGCAUGGGACAUUUGAUUUUACCAAGUCUUUUAUUUGGACCUUCCCUUUGUUGCAGAUCAUACAGUUUGGCUUUUUUUCUCAUGUUUUGUUUAGGUUUUUAGAAGUGAAGUGUAGUAAAUAUGGUUCGUAAUAAUUUGAAGCGGCUGGAGUUUCGUACAGCACCUUUAUCAAGGCAAGUCACUGUAAAUAUACUACUGUACUAAAAGUGUGAAGCCUUCGCAGCACCAAAAGGUGCUGUUGGACGUCCUGUCCCCAGCGUUGCUUGGUGAGGGCUUCAGAUAGCUGUCACUGUUGAGUUUAUUUUUCUGUGUCUGCUUGUCUACAUUUACAGUGUUCUCUCUGUAGGGCCAAUAACAAAAGGACUCCUGUGAAUGAUAUCUGUACUGUUCCACUAUGAAUUGUAAUAAACUAUUGAAAUCUAA
This is a messenger RNA of Rhinichthys klamathensis goyatoka, 2047 nucleotides long. RefSeq names its product zinc finger protein 207, a (gene znf207a). The transcript has 11 exons. The record is from RefSeq and is a predicted model, not a curated record. Gene Ontology annotation, cellular component: nucleus. Bases 95 to 1495 code for a protein of 466 amino acids. Lineage: Eukaryota; Metazoa; Chordata; Actinopteri; Cypriniformes; Leuciscidae.